GUGAAUGUGCAUCGUGUAGUGAAAACUAACAUAAAAUCUGCAAAGAUAAAAAUAGCGUUUCACGCAUCUUUGACCUGAACUGAGAGUUUGGAAAUAUAUUAUGAGAGCAUUGCGCAACGGAGAGGAGCACAAUCUUACAAAAGAUAGCAGCAGCAGCAGGAAGACGAGCACGACGAGUACAUGACCACAAGGAUAAUGGACACAUGGAGUUUGUUUAUAUACUGUGUACUCCCACACUAAGGUCUCUGGGCAAAUCGUCUAUAAUGUUCCCACUGAUAUGUAGUGGAUAGUAUGUGAAUUUUGUAAGGAGAACUACUCCAUGGACGUCUAGGCGGACACCAGGAUGACACAAGGAUGGAAUGCACUUCAGCAAGCCCAGAUUCCAUCCAACCAGAGCUCCAUCGGAACUGUAAUGGAAUCAGAGGAGAGCUUUUCUCAUGAUAUAGAACAAUUAAUUGAGAAGGAGAACCUUUCAGGCAUAAUGGAUUUGCAAGAAAUUGACAGAUAUGACCUGAAUGAAUUGAACACGGAGUCAUGUUCUCUCCAGGAUGUUUGCUAUGAAUCAUCUUUGCAUGGACCGAUUAAUUCAGCUACCAUUAAUCAAGAUAUGUUAAGGGAUAAAGUAGAAUGUAAUGGUUACAUGGCAGCAUGUAACUCGCCUAAAUCAGGUGAGUUUGAGUCUGCGUUUGAGGCACAUUCUGACAGGGAAGUAUCAAAACCUGCUUUGACAAAUGCUAAUCUUGUGGAUUAUUCAGAUAUAAGCAGCUGCUCUGAAACGGAAGCAAAUCUUGAUUGCAAUUUUAGUUCUGAAGUUAACCUGGGUGGAAACCAGUCUGGUCAGUCUUUGGAGGAAGGAGACCAAAAUUCAGAAAAUACAAUGCACUUUUCUGAUGAAUGCCAUAGUACUGGGGAAGUAAAUGGCAAUGAAACAAAUCAACAGCAGGACACUGGUGGGAGUGGACCUCCAAUGACCACGUGUGAAAGCAAAGAAGAAAAUGUAAACCAUGUUAGUGAGGGUUGGAGAGAGGAGUCACGUUUCACAAAUGUUGAGGAUCAAUGUGCAGAAGUUCAAACCAUGGAUGAUUUCAAUGGUCUUGUGCCUUUGUCAAAAGAAAAGAAAAUUGGGGAAAGAGACAUUCUUGCUCAUGAUUCAGGAUAUCCUGUAAAUGAAACCAUGGUGCAUUGCAAAGAACUUGGUACUUCUCUGGAUGGUUCCACUUGUGUCUUGUAUAAAGUAAAUCAUGAGACCCCAUUCACUUUGAAAGGAGAUGAAAACAAUUGCUUAACCAUAGAUUCUCUAAGUGGAUGUAAAAUGGAUGGAAAGAAACCAGAUCCUGAAAAUACAUCCUCUUCCAAUGAAGAUCAAGGUGUUGAGCGGAGUAGUUUUGGUUUUCUUGAGACUUGUUUUGGUUUAAAAAGUUCAGAGCAAAACAUUGAGGAUCUUAAACACCUGGAAUAUGUACAAGUAAAUCACGUCGAUGAUACAGAUUUUUCAGUUGUUGAGAAUGUGACCCAGAUCCCAGAGAGAGAUUUGUUUAAUCACAUUGAACCACCAAUUCUCCUAAAAAUUGCAGUUGAAUCUAAAAAUGGGAUUCAAAAUGGUGAGGAAAUCAAUGCACCAAAAGAUCCACCAGUACUCAGUGCUUGCCAGACACCCACAACCUCCUUAAGUCAUGUGCUGCAAAAUGUUUUGUCUGAAAAUGCCAUCAGUGAAAGCAGAUUUCCUUUAUCAUCUUUCAAGACACAAACGAGAAAACUGCAGCCUGUUGUUCUCCUUAAGACAACUGAGAAGAGUACGUCUGAUGGAAAAAAAUACCAUUGUUUUAAAUGCAGAGAGUCCACACAAAGUUCAGAUGAGCUCAUCGAGCACUACCAUUGCACUCAUUCUUUGCAUGAGUCUCAGUAUUGCCCCACUUGUAAAUCAUAUCUCACUGGUGGUACAUUGUCUGGACAACAUAUCUGUGGAAAUGUCAUGCUAAAUUAUCAGUUAAAGUCUUUAACGUACACCAAAGGGGUAAUUGAGGAGAAAGGAAAGUUUGUAUGUAGAUACUGUACGAAGUCCUUUGUUCGACAAACGUUUCACCAAGAACACGAGUUGAGGCACAUAUUUGUCACCCAACAUAGAUGUAAACGUUGUGGAUUAUACUUUUCUAGUGCUCAAAAAUGUCAAAGUCACAAACGUAAAGCACAAUGCCAACCCUUGAUACUAGAAUCUUCUGUACAGACUGUAGAUCAUGCAGAAUCAACCCUUAAAAAUUCAGACAUAAACUUUGAGCUUGAAACAGAUUGCUCCAAUACAGGACUCUCUGAUUGUUAUGUAACACUCGUGGAUGUAUGCAAUAGAAACCAGUCACCUGAACAAAUAUGUUGUCAAAUUUGUGGGAAAAGUUUCAGACUCAGAGCACAAUUGAAAUCCCACCAAAGAUCACACUCUGAUGAGAAGUUGUUUAAAUGUGAGUACUGUGGCAAAGCAUUCAAAUAUUCAUGGAAUCUUAACAAGCAUAAAAGAGAGAAGUGUUGUAAAAACAUUGUCCCACUAGAAAAACCUUCUGUUCCAGAGAGUAGACUUCAAGAAAAUUUCAAAUGUCCUAUCUGUACUCGAGUGUUUAAGUACUCCUACAAUCGGACAAGGCAUUUACGUGAACAGUGUCUCAAAGAGUACACACAAAAAGGCAAAGGAAAGAUUGGUGAAAACAAGUAUCGAUGUCCUUUGUGUAAAGAUGUCUUUACCUUGGCCGGUAACCGCAAGAGACAUAUCUGGAAUACCUGCGUCAAGCUUAAGAUGUACACAGCCAAAAGAUAUGUGAAGAGAAGAAAGGAGAUCAAGGAAACAAUCAAAACCAACAAUGAGGGCAAAGAGUUACCAUUGACGCUACUAGUACAAAAUCAGCCGCAUUACAAAUGUACUUUUUGUCCAUCUGUGUAUGCUAGCAAAUCUGGAUUCUAUGGGCAUCUAGCAAAGCAUAAAUUACUUGCAAAAAACAAAAAGGCAACCAAAUACAAACAUGUUAACACGGUUGUCUUGAAAAGCUCAUGCUUUGCCGGUCAAAGACCAACUGACAAGGAGUCUACUGAUGAGGAUGUAAUUCUUCCUUUCUCUUGUCGCUUCUGUGGAAGAGCCUUCACUUCAUCUCACUCAUUCAAAAAGCAUUUACAACAUCAUAAAGGAAACAAACCUUUUCGCUGUUUAGACUGUGGUCAAAAUUUUGCUAGACAUGGAAACUUAAUGACUCACAAAAAUGUGCACAAGCGGAAGUUACAGUGUUCAGACUGUGGGAAAGUUCUGCCAUCAAUUGGAGAUUUGUUAAAACACAGACUGUCUCAUCCAAAUAAAGGCUUGCUCAAGUGCCCUGAUUGCCCAAUGCAGUUCAGAUUUCCUGUAUUCCUUCUUCGGCAUGUGGUUGUUCAUGAGAGAAAGCGCUCCAUUGAACAAGCUACAUCUCAAAAGGUAAUUCCCAAAGAGGAAAUUCCCAAAGAGGAGUUUAAAUGUGCUCUCUGCCAAAAAGCCUUUCAUGAUUCAAAGGCACUAAGCGAGCAUUGUUUAACUCAUAUGCCAGGACCUUCAGCAUCCAAAUGUCAGUUCUGCAAGCGUGAUUUCUCUAGCCGCGCUGUGCUGAUUCGCCACAUCCGCCUUCACACCGGUGAAAAGCCUUUUCCAUGUGUGCAGUGUGGAAUGCACUUCCACAGACAGGAAGCUCUUAAAUUGCAUCAGGAGAAAUGUACUGUGGUACAGAAACCUUGUAAAUGCUCAUACUGCCCACAAUCAUUUCGUUUUCCCAACAAUUUGGAAUUACAUGAAAGAGCCCACUUAGCCAAAACACUUUUUCCUUGUCCAAAGUGUGGAAAGUUUUACAGUAAAAAAAAAAUUAAAGCACAUGAAAGUGUAUGCAAUUGUGAAGAAUUAAGACCUGCUUGCAGAAACUGUGGUAAACCUUUUAGCAGUAAAAAAUACAGAAGUGAUCAUGAAGUGCAGUGCCAGGGCAAGAUAUCAAACGAAACCGUAACAAAUGGCAAGAACCGAUUUAAGCAGCGAUGUCCACAUUGCUUUAAAGGCUUUAGAUCUAAAGGUUUUCUCCUGCGACAUCUUUCUAUUCAUUCUGAGGAAAAAACAUAUGCAUGCAUGCAUUGUGGACAGAAAUAUGAUAGUCAGCAGCGAUACUUGCAACAUGAGGCUUUUUGUAAUGGUGUGUCCAAGGAACGUGGAUUGGAAAAUUUGAGUGGAACGGAGAAAAUUAAAUCUACGUUUACUGCAGAAAAAAAGCGGAAAGAUGUCAAGAGAGUUUCAGGAGAAAAUGUUGGGGAAUUUAAGUGUAAAUUUUGCACCAAAUCAUUUUCCAGACCCAGAUAUCUAAGACGGCACAUUCUCACUCAUACAGAGGUCAAGCCAUAUCGGUGCAAGACAUGUGAAAGUUGUUUCUCACGCUAUGACCAUUUGAAACUGCACCAAACCCGCUGCAGAGGAAAGAGUCGACUUGAGGUGCGAGUAGUCAAGAUGAGUCUAGACAGCUUGACUACAAGCUGCCAAAGCAAAGAGCAGCAAGAAAAUGAAGCAUUGCAAUGCAAAAUAUGCUCCAAGCAGUUGUCCACCCUUAGUGAUUUGAAGAGUCAUAUGACAAUGCUGCACAUUACUGAUAAACCUUUUCCUUGCAAAAGAUGUGGUAAAUCUUACAGUUCUAUAAAGACUUUGAGGAAACAUAACCUCACGAUCAAAUGUAAGAGGGUUUUAAAGGAAAGUGAGCAGUCUGCCAAGAACAAUGUUCCAAACCAACCGUGCAGAGAAACAUCAAAACUUUUGCAACGUAUACAGGUACACUACAUUAAUAAAUUUAAGUACCAAUGUGAAUAUUGCCCCCGCCGCUUUAAGUUACCUGGACAGCUGAAGGUGCAUCUACGUCUUCAUACAGGGGAAAAACCAUAUGGUUGUGCCAACUGUGGAGAGCAUUUCAUCAGAACCGACUACUUGAAACGGCACUUGAUUAAAUGCAUUGGAAAGGGCAAAAGUCAAGAAAAAGUCCUUUGUGACAAUUGUGGUGGCCUGUUUACCCGGGAUGCACUCUUGGUACACCAAAACACCUGUGUCGUAAGCUCAAAAUCCUCUGAAGUGGUUAGGAAUGCCAAGAGCCCCAUCAAGAUAAAAGGAUUUUCCUGUACUUUCUGUAGUGACCGCUUUUUAUUGUUCUCACAGCUCCAGCAGCAUUUUUUGUCAAAGCACAGAUCUGAUCAACCCCAAGAGUCAAAUGAAGGUCAACAGCAAUUGGAAUCAAGUAAUCCGCAAGUCAUAAAGCAAGAGCCAGUUGAUGAAGAGUAUGAACAGAACCAACCAAGCAGCAGUCAGAAACCUGCAAAGGAGCAAUGCAAGAAGUCAUACAAAGACCUUAACAAACCUCUUGAAUGCCCACAGUGCCACAUGCGAUUUGUCAAUACCUCAGGGCUGGGUAGGCACAUGCGCAUUCAUAGUGGAGUCUACCCACUUUCCUGCAAAAAAUGCCAUAUUGGUUUUUGGAGCAAAAAGAGCAUGGAGAAUCACAGAAAAAAAUGUAGAGGUCACACAAUCAUCACAAAUAAUAACUCUACCCUGGAAAAUGCAGGUGAAUUGGAAGGCUAUCAAAAUGACACUGUGCUUGUGUUUAAUAAGGGUUCCAACACAACAGGAACUGGAGUACUGCAGACCAAGUUUUCAUGUAAAGAUCAAGACACAGAAAAUAGUGCUGAUAAAGGAGAUGCAGCUGUUCACAAGUUCUCAUGUAAAGAUCAAGACACAGAAAAUGGUGAUAAUAAAGGAGAUGCAGCUGUUCACAAGUUCUCAUGUAAAGAUCAAGACACAGAAAAUGGUGAUAAUAAAGGAGAUGCAGCUGUUCACAAGUUCUCAUGUAAAGAUCAAGACACAGAAAAUGGUGCUGAUAAAGGAGAUGCAGCUGUUUACAAGUUCUCGUGUAAAGAUCAAGACUCAGAAAAUGGUGAUAAUAAAGGAGAUGCAGCUGUUCACAAGUUCUCGUGUAAAGAUCAAGACUCAGAAAAUGGUGAUGAUAAAGGAGAUGCAGCUGUUCACAAGUUCUCGUGUAAAGAUCAAGACUCCGAAAAUGGUGCUGAUAAAGGAGAUGCAGCUGUUCACAAGUUCUCGUGUAAAGAUCAAGACUCCGAAGAUGGUGCUGAUAAAGGAGAUUCAGCUGUUCACAAGUUCUCAUGUAAAGAUCAAGACACAGAAAAUGGUGCUGAUAAAGGAGAUUCAGCUGUUCACAAGUUCUCAUGUAAAGAUCAAGACACAGAAAAUGGUGCUGAUAAAGGAGAUGCAGCUGUUCACAAGUAUCAGUGUUCUGAGUGUGAUCAGAGUUUUACAGAUGGACUUAGACUUAUAAGCCAUUUGGAGGAACAUGGUCGUGAGAAUCAACAUAAAUCAGGUGAUGUUCACCGAUGCCAUGUGUGCAGUAAAGUUUUUGGUCAAGCUGGCUUAUUGCAGAAGCAUGUAAACAUUCAACAUAAGAAAAAAACAGUAAAUACCUGUCCAAUAUGUUUCAAGAGUUUUCGUUUUCCUUCUGACGUUGACAUCCAUAAAUCUUGUCAUGACCCGAAUCGCCCCUUUGUCUGUAACAAGUGUGAGUUCAGGUAUUGGACUGCUAAAUCUCUGAGCAUUCACCAAAGGAUGGCUCAUCCUUUGGGAGAACUGCCCAAAUCAAAAGAACCUAGUGCAAAAGCAGGAACUGAGCUCCCUGAUGUAUAUAGGUGUCAUCCAUGUGACAAAACCUAUACAUUAAAAUCGUCAUAUGCAAAGCACUGCAGACUAAAACAUGGACCGAAUUCAGUCAAAAACCUUGUAGAUAAUGAAUCCAAAAAAUCCUCUGUGAUUCAGGAGUCCGAUAAGGAAGAAUCCAAUGGAGAUUUUGAAGAUGGAGAUGACAGCGACAAUGACUCCGAUUCAGCACCAUACUUUCCUUGCCAUGUUUGCGGAAAAACGUUCUUAACAUCUGAAAGUCUUGAGGAUCAUCAAAGAUGCCAUCUUGGUGAAAAACCUUUUGAGUGUGAGGAAUGUGGGAAGUGUUUCUUUCAGCUAGCAAACCUGCAACAACAUCAGCGAAGCCACAAAUCUGAGUUUCAGUGUCAAAUGUGUGGUAAAGGUUUUGUCUCACUCUUUGCCUUGCGCAAGCACAAGCUAAAGCAUGUUAGAAAUCGUCCUCACCAUUGCACAAAGUGUCAUCUGAGCUUCACAAGCUCAUCUGAUCUAGCUGAGCACAUGGUUACGCACCGCGAUGAAAAUUUUCCAUGUGACCUUUGUGAUAAAACCUUUUCCUGCAAAUCAAGUCGUGCUGAGCAUCGAAAGAUACACACAGAGCAAGAGGAAGAGCUUCCUCCGUUAAUUCCACCUGAACAGCCACAAACUAAGAAAAUUACUUCAGCUGUCUCAAGGAGAAGCCUUCCAUCAAGUAAUGUUGAGCAGUACAAGUAUUGUUGUGGAAUAUGUCAAGUGAGGUUCUCCGAUCCAGAGCAGCUUUCAGAACAUGGGUGUAAUCCAGCAAAAGAGCGACCAUACUCGUGUCCAGAAUGUAGCAAACAUUUUUUACAUGGUUCUCACCUAAAGAAGCAUCAGCUCAGCCAUCAGUUGUCAGGACCACGUUCUUAUCAGUGUAAUCAUUGCAACAUGAGUUUUAACCUCCACCAUCUUUAUCUCACUCAUUUACGAAGCCAUGGGAAUGAAGAGGCUUCCACUGGUUCAAUUGUUUCUACUAGUGACAAGAGGAUCCAUACAGAAAAUGCAAAGCAUGAAAAAAUUUACCAAUGCCCAAUAUGUCCUGAAAGUUUUGAACAAGCAAUGGAGCUAGCAAAUCACCUAUCUGUUCAUUCUCAUAAGUGCAGUGUUUGUAAUAUGACUUUUCCAUCAAAGAAAAACCUUGAGGAACAUGAAAAAUGCCAUUUGUCUGCCGCUACACAGUAUGAAUGCACUGAAUGCGGUGACAGCUUUCUUGGCAGUGAUGCUUUCCGCAAACACAACUGUAGGAAUCGAAAGAUGCCAUUGUCGCAAAUGCACCCUUCAGUGUCGUCUGCUGCUUACCCCCUCUUCAAAUUUGAAGUUAAUAAUGAUGAAGAGGAGGAGGUUGAUGUUGGAGAAGACUUCAUUAACUGCCCCAUUUGUCAAAAACGGUUCUCCUCCAAUAGUAGUUUAGCAGACCACCAUAAGAAGCAUCAUGAAGAUCCCCGUCCAUUUAAAUGCUUGGUUUGUAAGAAAGGGUUUACAAAAAAGAAGUACCUCACCCAGCACCAGCAGAUACACAGCGAACGGCCUUACAAGUGUAAUGUGUGCUCUGAAUCCUUCAAAACAGAAUCAGCACUCAUAUCUCACAAUAAAACACAUGACAUAAAAAGGAAACACCAGUGCUCUAUAUGCAAGAGAUCCUACCUGACAGCACAUGAUCUUUUAAAACAUGAACGCAAACAUACUGUAGAAAGUUUUAGGAAGGACAAUGGAGAUUUCCGCUGUGAUAUGUGCUAUAAAUCCUUUACCAUGCCUUCACAGCUGCGACAGCACCAGGAAACGCAUGUAGGACAAAUCGUCUAUGAAUGCACAGAGUGUGACAAAGCAUUUGCUUUUCUAAGUCUUUUGGAGGAGCAUCAGCAACAAAGUCAUCCUGUUUCUGCAGAAUCUCUCGAGUCCCAAUCACCAACCUAUUUUCCUUAUCAAAGCCCAGUGACUGAAUAAAGGGCAAAUUAUUGAUGAAUCUGUUUCCUGCAAUGCAGGUUAUUCAAACUCAUUCAGUUUUCUGAACAUUAUUUGUAACAGAAACCGUACAUACACUUCAAUGUUCUUUUUAUAUAGGCCUAACUGUUUUUAUCUGCUAUAAAAUAUGACGUUGGUAUAUUACAUUUGUUCUGAAUCAGUCUGCAAAUCUGUUCUCCUCUAUAGUUCUGUUAAAUGCUCACUUAGAGUUCUAUUUGUACAGUACUCUGACUGAAUUGUGUAUAUUGGAUUGAAGCAGUCUAGAUGAUGUAUGGAGCUUUAGGUAUAUUUGUAUGAAUGAAGUAGCUUUAGACAUGUUAAAAAUCCUUUGUUACAGUCAUUUUUGGCCUUGUUACAUGUACUAGCCAUUGCAUUUAAACAUCCUUAAAAUUAAGAGGAAAUGGCUAAUGUUAAUAUUUUGUAGUAAUUAGCAAUGUUACCUUUUUUAUUAUUAGCCCUGUCCAUUUCUAAACUUUUACGGUCAUUAGACAUUAGUUAUGAUGUAAAUGCCUUCCUGAGUUCAAAUCGUAUUGUUUUAUAACAAUGGAAAUUUAUCUUUUAAUUGAGAAGUCUCACUUGAAUGGCUUUGCUCAUAAAACACCAAGUUUUUCAUUGAUGAGGUUUAUAAAUGGUAGUUAAUAUUCUAGCCUCUAGAGUUUAAAACUUCAUUAGUACUCAAAUAAAUAUGGCUAUGAAAACCUGAUGUGUAGUUGUACUUUUGUAUUAAAUGGUAAUGUUGAGAAUUUCUUCAUCGAGCAAAUAAAUACU
Xyrauchen texanus (razorback sucker) is the source of this 9475-nucleotide messenger RNA. RefSeq lists its product as uncharacterized. The coding region runs from base 344 to 8689 and encodes 2781 amino acids. NCBI's taxonomy places the organism in Eukaryota, Metazoa, Chordata, Actinopteri, Cypriniformes, Catostomidae. The transcript is spliced from 4 exons. The record is from RefSeq and is a predicted model, not a curated record.